CAGGACUGGCCGUUUCGGUCAGCUAUGGUAUCAAUCCAUAUCCUAACAAGCACGCGUAUAUGGCACCCCUCGUCUCUUCCCAAACAUAUCUACACGUUUUCAACACGGACAGCUUCUCACAGUUGGGGUGGUCAGUGCAGAGUACAAGAGCCUCGGAGCGGAGAAGGAAUUGCAAGGGUCACUAUACGAAGGCGCAUUUUUUGCCCUCUAGUUCCAGUUUUCAACGCAACAACAAGCAUGGCCGAUUCGAGCGAAGAUCCCAAGAGCUUCAAGUACAUGCAAUUGUGGGCUUCGCAAGAUGGAGAGACCCACAUUAAGGAAUGCAAGAUGAAAGGUUUUGAUCUGCAGAAAUAUAGUUCUGAAUUGCAGUUUGUGAAAACCGACUUCGGUGGCCAGCCCCAGAAAAUUAUAUUCACUGAGUUAUCAGCAGGAUUGCGCCAGCCACUUCACCCCUGUCCCGAGGUCCAAUUCGUUAUUACCCUCUCGGGUUCUUGGUACAUCGAAACAACCGACGGGAGUCGGUACGAAUUUCAGCCAGGAGAAGUUCUGUUUCAGGACAACACCAAAAACUCUCCAGCUGAUAAAACACCCCAGCACUUCUCGGGAGCAGUUGGCGACCUUCCGUGCCAACAAUUUAUCAUUCAAUUUGACCGAUCCCCCGAAGUUGACAACCCAGAACCUUUCUAAGAUUUACGAUAUGAUUGGAAACUCAAUGUUAUUUGAUGGAAAUAUGUUUUUUAUAUCUUCUCCUUAGUUUGAUUUGUAUGUGAAUGACACAUUCCCUACCGUGAGGUAUCAUGAGGUAUAUCGUUUUUAAAUAAAUCUUCUUUCGUUUGAGCUCGAUGUUU
Marchantia polymorpha subsp. ruderalis is the source of this 848-nucleotide messenger RNA. The record is from the annotation of a GenBank genome assembly. NCBI's taxonomy places the organism in Eukaryota, Viridiplantae, Streptophyta, Marchantiopsida, Marchantiales, Marchantiaceae.